CCCAUAAGCUCCAAAGAUCCCACAAACUCAUAAUUCUCUCUUUCCUUCGUUCUUCUCUUUCGGAAAACUCUCUCCAUUUAUAAAGCUCUCUCCUUCGUUCUCUCUUACACAAACAACACCCACCCAGAUAUAAAAGAUCCCGCUUUUCAAACUCUUCCCGCUCCACCCCACCUCUUUUUUCUCUUCCCGAUCACUCCAAUUUUCCCCACAAAUUUCCCCUUCUCGGAUCGACGGGAAUUCUCCGCUGAAUUCUAGGGUUUCCCUUUUCCAAGAGAGAUUUCUUGUUAGGAAUGGCAGAUCAAGGCUUGGAAGGAGCCCAACCCGUCGAUCUUAAAAAGCAUCCUUCUGGAAUUGUACCUACCCUACAGAACAUUGUGUCAACGGUGAAUUUGGACUGCAAGUUGGAUCUAAAGGCCAUUGCUCUCCAAGCUCGCAAUGCUGAAUACAACCCUAAGCGUUUUGCUGCUGUUAUUAUGAGAAUAAGGGAACCAAAAACCACAGCAUUGAUAUUUGCAUCUGGAAAGAUGGUCUGUACUGGUGCUAAGAGUGAACAACAAUCAAAAUUAGCAGCACGAAAGUAUGCCCGAAUCAUCCAAAAACUUGGUUUUCCUGCUAAGUUUAAGGAUUUUAAGAUUCAGAAUAUUGUUGGCUCCUGCGAUGUUAAAUUUCCCAUAAGGCUUGAGGGUCUUGCAUAUUCGCAYGGUGCCUUUUCAAGUUAUGAGCCCGAGUUGUUUCCUGGGUUGAUUUAUCGGAUGAAACAACCAAAGAUUGUGCUUCUCAUCUUUGUUUCUGGAAAAAUCGUUCUCACAGGAGCUAAGGUGAGGGAGGAGACGUAUACAGCAUUUGAGAACAUAUACCCAGUGCUUACAGAGUUCAGGAAAAACCAGCAAUGAUUUUGGGUUGGGAAGUAGAUUUUCCUUCAUGCUUUGGGGACGAAAAUGACUGGCACAGAGACRAAAAGGCUAGCCUGGAACAAGUGUAUUUAUGGAGAGAUUGCUUCCUGUUUGAAGAUACAAUGACAAUACAUGGAAGAUUUUCGGUUUUAGGCAUAAAAUGGAGUUCUCUAAUGAUGAAGCAUUACAUGUCUUUUUAGUGUCUGUCUAUGUGAUAAAAAUGUGGAGGGAAGGUGUGACAAACUUUUUUGAUUCUGAUAUCUGUGAUAUUAUGUGAUCAAAGUGGGGGAUUCAGGAUUGUGUAUAGAAGAAAUUUUUGUUCCAUCAACUCACCAUCGGACAAUUAUGCAAUUAUUAUUAAGCUCUACUCAA
This is a messenger RNA of Momordica charantia (bitter melon), 1265 nucleotides long. Its product is annotated as TATA-box-binding protein. The record is from RefSeq and is a predicted model, not a curated record. Gene Ontology annotation, molecular function: DNA binding. Gene Ontology annotation, biological process: DNA-templated transcription initiation. NCBI's taxonomy places the organism in Eukaryota, Viridiplantae, Streptophyta, Magnoliopsida, Cucurbitales, Cucurbitaceae.